AUGAUUGCAAGAUAUCCCGACCAAUCGGUGCUAAAAGAAGGGCGCUCCGGCAGAGGGCAACCAAUCAACGGCGAGAGGGGCUGCGACAGUGAGUUGCCAAUGCUCCCGGGCCGCCGGAGCCUCGGCCGCGCAGUGGGUGCGAUGGGUCUGAGGAAGCGGGGCGUCUCCGUGGUGGCGACUGUGCUCCUCGGCUCCUUCACCGCCUUGCUACUGCCGCACCUCAAGGGCGCCUUGUGGUUGCUGCGAUGCCGCCUUCUGGACUCGGGAUUGAGCGGCGACUCCAGCACUGGGCUUAGCCUCACCUACAGCGGGGUGGAGCUGAGCCAAGUCGGCGAGCCCUGGGCCUUCAGGCGGAAAGCGGGGCCAGAAAUCCAAUUGGAAGCUAAAGCUGCUCUGCACCAGGCUCUGGAGAUGAAGCGUCUGGGGAAGAGAGAAAAGGCACAUAAACUGUUCAUGCAUGCCUUAAAUAUGGACCCACACUAUGUAGAUGCAUUGAAUGAAUUGGGUGUCUUCAUGGAAGAGAAUAAGGAUGUUAUCCAAGCUGACCAUUUAUACACAAAAGCACUGACUAUUUCUCCAUGCAAUGAGAAGGCACUGGUCAACCGUGACAGAACGUUACCACUGGUGGAAGAAAUUGACCAAAAGCAGUUUGGUAUCAUUGACCGCAAGGUUAAAAAGUUGAUGGCGAUACCCAAAGGGAAUGCUGCAUUGCACCGUGUGAUGGAGGAAAGUUAUUACCAUCAUAUUUAUCAUACUGUGGCCAUUGAAGGGAAUACACUGACCCUUUCUGAGAUCAGGCACAUCAUAGAAACAAGGUAUGCCGUACCUGGGAAGAGCCUGGUGGAGCAGAAUGAAGUUAUUGGGGUUGAUGCAGCUAUGAAGUAUCUCAAUAAAUCUCUGGUAUCAAGAAUUGGAUCUGUUAAUAUAGAUGAUAUUUUACAGAUUCACAGAAGAGUUUUGGGAUAUGUUGAUCCUGUAGAAGCUGGAAGAUUUCGAACCAACCAAGUGUUCGUAGGCCAUCACAUUCCUCCCCAUCCCAGAGAUGUCAAGAAACAAAUGCAAGAGCUUGUCCAGUGGUUGAAUUCUGAAGAAGCCAUGAGUCUACAUCCUGUAGAAUUUGCUGCCCUUGCACAUUAUAAACUUGUUUAUAUCCAUCCGUUUGUAGAUGGGAAUGGAAGGACGGCUCGAUUACUGAUGAAUCUUAUUUUAAUGCAGGCAGGUUAUCCACCUAUCACAAUCCGCAAGGAGCAGCGGGCAGAGUAUUAUACUGCAUUAGAUUUGGCCAAUGAGGGUGAUGUAAGGCCAUUUAUCCGCUUUAUUGGAAAGUGCACAGAGAUGACACUUGACUUGCUGCUGAUUGCAACAGCUGAUCAUUCUGUUGAUAAAGGUUUACCUGAAGCUAAUCCAAACCAUUCAGAUUAUACACAAACCAUCUUAGUUAAAAACUAAUGGCUUGAUGCUCCGUAAUUGGUAUGAUUAUGAGUGUGAACUUUAGUUAAACUUGAUUCCUUCAGAAAUUUGCCAAGUCUUUACUGAAGUGUUCUGUCUGUUUGGCUUUCAGGGAGGAAAGAAGAAAAAAAUCCCACAGCAGCUUUACAUGUUAGGAUUUCUGCUGUUGGAAUACUAGUUACUAUUUGAGAAUAGUGGACCCAUGCUCCACAUCUCUCCCAUUCUUGAUUGGUACUAUAAAGGAGAACAUUUUUUUAUAAUGUGCCAGUGUAAUAUUUGCCAACAAAUAUUUUGCUGUUAUAUGAACAAAUGAGUCUCAUGUAAUUUCAACAGCUAAAUAAAUUGUUGGGCACAUAAUUUGGAUGGGGGAAGGACAGGGAAACAAUUGAUCCCAGUUUUCUGGAUCAGUUAAGGAAAUGGGAAUGUGAAUUCCAGUACCUGCGGCUGGACAGCAGGUUUGUUAUCCUGUCCCUUGGUACUUGGGGAAGGAGCAGAAGAGGUCCUCACUUCUAACCCCUCCCAAGCUGGGAGGGAGGUAAUUACUAUAUUUUGAGAACAUAAAUUCAAGUUUAAUAUCUGGAGACAGUUUUUGGCAACAUCCUUUUUAAAUACCUUUAUAUGGGGGGAGCAAAAUCAAACUAAUUUUUUUUUCCAACCAGCAUCAUACUGCAAAGAUUGCACCCUCUAGUGAAGCUGUCAUGAAUGUUAUGAUUCCCUAAAGUAUUUGUCUUUGUUUUAUGUUAAUAAUAGGCUGUUUAGCACAGUUCUAAAGAGGAAAUCUAACUCUGUUAGAUUUUAUUCAGCUGGUGGGAUUACUGGAGUUGGUUUCAGACAAUUGGGCAGACCAAAGAUCUGAAUGAAAAAUAUCCUAAGUUCAUCAGUUGCUGUAGAAACUACAGUAAUGUGCACUUUCUCAUCAGAUUUAACUCCAAGCUCUCACUUGAAUAAUCAUAUUCAAAGGAAUCAGUGUGGAACAAACCUUAGACCAUAGUUUAACAAUUUUUCUUCAAAGAGACUGGAAUAUUUAUGUGAAUGGAAAUUGCACUUUGUAUAAAUGAGCUAUUUAAACAGGCCAUUAAAAUAGUGUAUUUAUAAUAUAUAAAAUGUAAGAAAUAAAUUAUACUGUUUAUAUCCUUUGGUA
Messenger RNA from Pristis pectinata (smalltooth sawfish), 2590 nucleotides. RefSeq names its product FIC domain protein adenylyltransferase (gene ficd). Gene Ontology annotation, molecular function: protein binding. The transcript is spliced from 2 exons. The record is from RefSeq and is a predicted model, not a curated record. Bases 1 to 1449 code for a protein of 482 amino acids. NCBI's taxonomy places the organism in Eukaryota, Metazoa, Chordata, Chondrichthyes, Rhinopristiformes, Pristidae.